Molecule: messenger RNA, 1164 nt
Organism: Episyrphus balteatus (marmalade hoverfly)
Lineage: Eukaryota; Metazoa; Arthropoda; Insecta; Diptera; Syrphidae
Gene: Atac1
Product: ZZ-type zinc finger-containing protein 3
Exons: 4
Coding region: 121-1146 (341 amino acids)
Source: RefSeq, a predicted model, not a curated record
UGUCAGUUUUUGCUUUGAAAAACUGAUAAGUGAUAAAAAAAAAAUAGAAACAUUUUUACAAACAAAAUUUUGAUUUUGUAAAAAAACACGGACAAGUUCAAUUUAAAAACUAAAAGAACUAUGGAACAAUCUGAAGACUACGAUGACACAAGUACCGAUUGGGCGUUUAAUUUCGAAAGUGAUCAUUUGGCUUUAAGAGGCAAUCGUGAAUAUUCAAUGAUUUUACGAACCAUUGCCCUUCUAAGUGCACAAAAGAUACAAAUACACAAAGACAUUGAAGAGAUUAUUCAGCACAAGAACAAAUACCUCCAUGAUCCGUCGGGUUUUGUAAAUGACAUAUUCGAGGAUAAAUUCGUAUCACCAGCAUAUCGAUGUAUUGCAGAGAUUCAAGACAUUGGUUCAACAAAAACUGAAAAUUAUAACGACAACGAUAUGGAAGCUAAACUAAAUACAGAUAUCAAAGUCCGUGGAAGAAUAUUUGACCAGAGCAAACCAGAAACAUUCAAUCAACUAUGGACUUGUGAUGAACAACGUCGCCUUGAACAGCUUUUAAUAGAAUAUCCAGUUGAGCCUAUAGAAAUGCGACGUUUUGCUAAAAUAGCCCAUGCAUUAGGUAAUCGUACACCACAACAAGUAGCCAGUAGGGUUCAGAAGUUUUUCAAAAAACUUCAUUCUGUUGGAAUGCCUAUUCCAGGACGACUUCCUAAAAAUAAGAAAAGUGUCUUCUCAGCAAAGUCUAAACAUUUUUACAAAAACUUAUAUCGUCAAUCGACAUUUUUUCCUGCCCACAAUGUACCUGUUAAUAUGCCAGAUGAUGAGUUUACCAGUGAAGACCCUUACGGAAGCAAUUCAUUUAAUUAUCAAAAAAGUCUAACAACAACCACAACAGCAGUAGAAAAAGAAAACAUGCUUCGUAUAUUGCAAGAAAUUCGGAAGGAAAAAGUUUCACCAACAUUGGAAGAUGUUAAAAAUCCUACUGAAAAAUGUGAAAAUUGUCUAGAGGCAAUAAGUAUGGAAUCUCGAUGGAUUUGUAAUACAUGUUGCUAUUGUAUCAACUUGUGUGGCGAUUGCAUUGUUCAACAGUUAAUUAAUAAAACAUUUAUGCAUAUAAGUCACGAGCUAGUUCUUAAUAAAGAAAUGGUAUGACCAAAAAAAUCAAAAAAA